Bacillus rossius redtenbacheri is the source of this 2693-nucleotide messenger RNA. RefSeq lists its product as uncharacterized. Bases 210 to 1694 code for a protein of 494 amino acids. NCBI's taxonomy places the organism in Eukaryota, Metazoa, Arthropoda, Insecta, Phasmatodea, Bacillidae. The transcript has 5 exons. The record is from RefSeq and is a predicted model, not a curated record.
AAAAAGUGAGCACAAAUAUUUUGUUCUGCCUCGCGCGUGCUUGGCGGUAGCGCACUUUGUUUGAAAGAUUGCCGCAAGUUGUUUCGAAUGUGCGGGUUUUCAUGUAUGCACUCCGACUUACGGCGUGAGGGGUUGUGCGUUGAUCAUAUAAUUAAAAAAAAGUUUUGGUAAAGAAAAGGAGCGUGUAAUGUACAUGUCAACAUACCAUAAUGUGUGACGCGCAAGUGUCCAGUGUUUUAAAGGACUGUUCAAAUGACAUUUUUUCUUCUCAAUAUUUCAAAAGUUCUUUUGCUAAAUCUAUGGUUGUUGAACUAACAGACAAAUCAUCACUAAGUUGCGGCAAAGUUUUGAACAAGACUAUUGGUGGGUCAAAUGCAUUAUAUUCAGAUGUUCAACAGUUAAGAAAAAAUAGGUAUUUUAGUCUGACAACAUCUAGUUAUCGCAGCUUGGAUCGUGAUUUGAUUAGACAACGCACAGACUUCAAAGGAAAGAACCACCUCUUCCAUGAACAAGAAAUUGACUCCAAGGCAGAGUCGCGGGAACACAGCCAGCCACCCCAGCCCGCCAUGGGCGAGACCUCCCCGCUGCGCCGCAUCGACACAGUCGUGCUGCAGUCCCGCGUCGACACCCUGCAGUGGCAGCUCAAGCAGGCAGAAGAGAGUCGCCAGAUGUAUCGAUCUGUCAUGGAGCAUGUCAUGAUGUUCUUGGAGCGAGUGUACACGAAUCUCGAUGAAAUGUCGAGGACGGAGCAGUGUGAAAGUUUGCCAGCCUCUGUAUGCAACUCGCCAAGCCACAGAGUUCCUCGCUCCCUGAGUGCGCUGUCAGUCGAUGCGUCGUCCAGACGAGUGGCGCGAGGCAGGCGAGAGACCGCUCCGAGCGUGCCCAAGGCCAUCAGCACGGCCCAGAUCGAACAGUCGCCAAGUACAUUUUGUGAUUACACCUGGAGGAGGUCUGCGAAGGUGACUCAGCAAGGUGAUGUUACGACGCAGCAGAAACUCUCCCAGGACGCCUACCGCCUGCUGAGGACCGUGCAGUCGCUCCUCAACACGAACGAGCCGAACCUCGCUCAGAACACCGGUCCUGGCGACUCGUGCUCCAAGAACCUGCGCUGCUCUUCUCGCAAUGACGACGACGACUCCCCGAGGUUGACGCCGGAUGCCUCGUCCGUCCGUGAUUCGCUGCAGGACCUGUCGAUGAGCAGGAUCUCGCCGGCGGGGAAGACGCCGAAGAGGGAUCGGAAGGACGGCUUCUCGUCGCUGCGCCGUGAGCACGCUCGGCGACGGCUGCCCCUGGACUCGACGCUGACGCUGCCCCGGGACUCCCCCCCGCCCUCUCCCGGCACCAGCCCGGAGUCCCCGCGCUCCACCGCGUCGCUCGGCCGCCCGAGGAAGCUGAAGGAGACCCGGUGGGCGGCCCCGCCCGCGGAGUGCUACGUCUCGGACGUGCCGUCGGAGAAGCAGCUCAGCCUGAGCUCGAACGAGGACGAGAGCGGCUUCUCGUCGAUGAGCUCCUUCCAGGAGGUCGGCCUGCCGCCGGUGCCCCCGUCCCCGACGCCCAGCCCGGACCCGCCGGUCGGGUUACCCGUGCUGGAGCGCGCAGACUGCUCCGUGAACCACCGGCGCUGGAGCUCCGUGCCGGUGGACCCCCGGCUGGGGCCGGUCAUCCCGGACUCCGUCACCGUCAUGUGGGUCUGACCACUUUCCUGCGUUCAGUCAUCUCCACACGGAUCAGUUACGAUUUACGGUUGAGCUUGAAUGGGACUAACGUAUGUUGUCUUUCAUUACGUUGAUGGUGGAGUAUUUAAAUCAGCGUAGUGAAAAGCAAAAUGGGUUCCGCGUUUUUAGGAGAAGUGCGUUUACACGCCGCGUUCACCCUUAACACCAAAGUUUUUAACUGUGCUGGCUUAUUCCGCCCAUUUUCAAGAGAGCGAACUGCUUUGGACGUUGUGUGUUUCAGCGUGGUCUUGUUUUAAAAUGAUGCGAGACAUGUUGUUCGAAACGCUUUUUUAUGGUAUCAGUGACUGCCUCCAAUUUGUCUUGGCAUUUUGAUAAUACAGCAGUUUAUUUUUUUUUUUUAAUUUCUGGGCUAGCGAUAUAACAUGUGGUGUGAUUAUUGAUUAGUUUCAAAUAAUAGAAAACCAGUUGCUAUGUGUGAUAGAGUGUUAGAGAAUAAUUUACACAAUUAUUAUUUUUGUUAAUAACAAACAAUUAAGUGUUAUUUGUUUGAAAGUAACAAGUCACAAAUAUGAUUCUAUCACUUUUUAAUAAUAAUUCAUUGUAAGUUUUAUCCUAAGUGAAAAUAGAGAUUUUAUGAAAACAUUAUUUAUUUCCAUGUGUAAAAAUAUUUUUUGUUGCUUGACUCUUACAGUAAUUUAAAAGGUUUGUGAAUGUUCUAAGUGUGAACUUGAAUUUUGUGAUGUGCAUAUUUCUAGUUUUAAUGGUGAUGUAAGAAUUUUGAAAAUAAUUAUUUGUCUUCUCAAAUAUGCAAGUUUUAAAGGUAUGAAAAGAUAUUUUAAAAUUAUAAACAGCAAAUAAAAUUAAUGUGAAGUGUUAAACAUUAAAAAAACAUUUUUGUCUGUAAAUGUGUAAAAUUGAUGGCAAUGUAUAUAUAUGAAUUUCAGGAAAUAUUAGCCUGUGUUAACUGUGUGUGUCAGCAAAUGUGUUUUAAAUAUAAUUCAGUAUUUUGUACAAAAA